UUGGGGAAUUCGCUUUUGCAAAUUCUGGGCUCUUUUAGAUUUUAGAUACACAUUUAUUUCCCUGUACACACGACAUCAAAUCCCUCCAUCUUCUUUCGAUCUUGAUUUUCAAGGCUCAUUAGAACCGUUGUGAAACGCAGGACUGUCACUCUUUAAUGUAGAAAAGUUGAUGUCUUGAUACGUUGAUCCUUUCUUUGCGUCUAGUUACAUAGUUCGGUUUCUCAUUCUUUUCUGCCGCAUACAAAACUUCGAUAUAAAACGCAUAAACCCCAAUGUGGUCAUUCGGAACUACUAUGACAAUGGCGAAAGAUAGCGAUCCUUCGCCGGCUUCUACUACGCCGGCUCAACCACCUGCUGAACCUUCUCAGCCUUCCCAGCCUCUCGAACCCUCACAGAAUACGAUACCAUAUCCCCGGCCUCGAUCGCCGAUACUAUCGCAACGCUCACUCAAGCAACUAGGCCUAUUCUUCGCCGGCGCAGGCUUUUUUACACUCUCUACUAUAAUAACAAGACGAGCGGUGGUUAGAAAACACUUGGCGACAAUUCCUAAAUUCUAUCACCAGAGUCAUCAACAAGUUAACAAGAUACAAUCCGAUGGCUCGUUAAUAGCCCUCGAGGCUCUAAAUCUCGCCACGCUCAAUGUCCUAGGAUUCGGCAUUAUGAUGACAGGUGGCCUAUCGUGGGCCUUCGAUGUCUCGAGCGUCGAUGAUUUAAGGGCUAGGGCGAGGGGACAUGUUGGACCCUCUGGCGGCCAAACUGACGAAGAGGCCGAACGAGAAAUCGAAGAAUGGGUAGCAAAAGUUUUGGGGAGGAAAGAACAAAAAGAAGAUACCAAACAACCGCCAGGGAAGGACGACUAACCGUGCCAAGUAAUUAAAGCCGGUAGAGGAAAGGUCUUGGUACUCAACUCAUACUUGGGUCUCAACACCAAGAACCAAUCUUAUAUAUUUCCGCUCCUCCCGCACGUCGAAACUCGAUAGUACCUAUGUCCCUGACAACUCGCUGAUUGGUGAUAUGCAUCAAAUAUUCACGUACUGAAGUGGGAUCCUACUCUAAUAAGCAAGCCACACACGUUCACACACGUUAGCUCAUCUUCGGUACCAGCAAUUGCGCAUAGCAAAACGCACUGUGUCUGGAGUUAGGUAUUUGUUCAGCUAUAGGUGGCGUUCGCGGCCUUGGUAUCACGCAGUAUACCUAUACCCGCCUAGCU
This is a messenger RNA of Daldinia vernicosa, 1210 nucleotides long. RefSeq lists its product as uncharacterized. Bases 273 to 860 code for a protein of 195 amino acids. Gene Ontology annotation, cellular component: mitochondrion. Lineage: Eukaryota; Fungi; Ascomycota; Sordariomycetes; Xylariales; Hypoxylaceae. The record is from RefSeq and is a predicted model, not a curated record. The transcript has a single exon.